ACUUGAAACUAAACAAUCCAUUAUUCAGAGUCUCUAAGAGAAACGUAAAAUGUCACGAAUCCAUGGUGACCUUCAUCUGUUAGAACUAGGGGUAAAAUUGACUGGAACACUGUAACUUGUAUGUUAAUUACGUGUUGUUGUAAUAAUAUAAAAAAUAAAACAUGUAUAAUUGUCUUUUACCCCGCUAGGUCUGGCACCUCAGUGCCCCAAGAUAUCUGCUAGAUAUCUUGGCGGAAACACAUCCCAGCUGCACACUUUCCUACACUCAAACCCUCACAUAAAAGAACACACAACACAAUAAUCUUAGAUCCAAUUGAUAAGAUAUAAUUGCCCACUUAAACAUACAAAGCCCGGUACCAUCCAUCCCUUAGGAACAUUAAUAACAACCUGUAAAUACACAGAGCAGAAUCUUAACAUCACCUGCCAUGGCUUCUCACCCUCUCCUCCUCCUGUCUCUUCCUUUCCCUUCUAGUCUCCUCCUCUUCCUUCCUUCUCUCCCGCCCAUCCUUCCUUCUGCUCCAAUGACAGGCCUCCUUCUAUCCUGUACCUGCCCCUCACCUGUACUUUACAGAUUCAAGGGGGAGAAGGUUCUGGUGAAGUCACCUGAUUACUGAGUAGUGACUAGGCAGCUGUCCUUGGGGCAGUGGAAUUAGCAUCAAAAUACAGAUAAGUCCAGGGCAAACCACAACAUUUACAUGCUGUGGUUCUCAUACAUUGACUGGAACACUGUAGCUUGUAUGUUUAUUCUGCGCCUGGUUCUCAUGUAUAUUUUUCCCCUUACUGAGUCCAGAACUCUGAGGUAAUGUUUAUCUUCUGUAAUCUUUUUCCUUUCUGCCCCAUCCCCAGCUUCUCUUUCUUGAGGAAGCCUCUUCUUGUAGCCCUGGGCUAUCCUCAAACUGGCUGUGUGGACAAGGCUCACCUUUAGAUCCCCCUCCCAAGUGUUUGGUUACAACACCUAGGUAUCCUUUGUAACUUCAGUUGAGAAAAUAGAGGAUCACAGGCGUUAUAUACGCUACCCAGCUUUAUUCAUUACGGGCGUUGUAGUUAAACACGAGCCUGUCAUACUCCAUAAUUUCUGCGCUUUCUUCUAGUUGGCUAGCCAGUUAGGAGUUACCAUCCAUUGUUUUGUUACAGAUUUUGAAUGCGUGUGUGCGUGCGUGUGUGUGUCUGCGUGUGUGUGAGAGAGAGAGAGAGAGAGAGAGAGAGAGAGAGAGAGAGAGAGAUUGUGUGUUUUAAUUUACCAAUGGUUAUUUUUUUCUACUGGAGAAGGAAGGUUGUCUAGGCAGGCAUGGUGGCACACACACGUAAUCCGAGCACUUGGGUAGCUGAGGCAGGAGAACUGUGAGUUUGGGACCAGGAUGUGAGACUCUGUCAUCAGAAGGAAGCUGUAGGAGCCAAAACUGGGUGUUCGGUGCCCCUUUGACUAACUGUGAAGCUAGAGAAGUUUCUCCUGCUUUGAGGGGGGCCUAAGUGGAAAGGAAUAUACAAGAGGACGAAGUGAAGAGUUUCUCCCAGCACUUCUCCCAGACAUACUUGCCUGCCACAGAUUAACUGGGCAUCACUACAAGCCCGUAAUCCCAGCACCCACAUGGCAGCCCACAAACCCCAUAAUUCCAUCAUAGGUGAUCUGACCUCUUCUGGCCUCCUGGUGCACCAGGUCUGCACGUGGAAUAGAGACUUGCAGAUCAAACACCCGUACAGAUUAAAUCAACGCCAUGAUCCUAAUGGAUAGGUUAGUUCUCUGCCAGUGAAAAGAGCCAAUUUCAAGCUAAAUUAGAUUCUAUUAAAUGCAAGUGUAUUGGGAAGCUGCUCUUUUCUCUCUGUCCCUAAGGACCAAGCCACCAUGGGUUGGGGGACAGAGAGAAAAGGCACCAACCACACAGAGAGGAGAGGAGGGGGAGAAGGAGGAGGGGGAGGAGGAGGAAGAGAAAGAAGAGGGAAAGGAGGAGCCCAAAAUGUUGGAAAGAGCCUUUGGGGAAGGGCAGCCUAGCCCCUGGGCUGGAAAGUUCAGUGUUGGGGACAGGGGUACCUUAGGUAGGAUGCUGGGAAAACCUGGAGGCCAGGUCUGCUUUGAUAUGUAAAAUAUGCACCUCAGUCCCUUGUCCUGGAGUCCAAAAACCAAACUGUAAUGUCUCGUUUAAAUUAAAGCUUCCAUAUUUUGAGUGCUAUGUGGUGCCACAUUGAGAUCAGGCCUGGGUCGGGUUUCACGGCGUAUCUGAGGCUGCCUCUCAGUCUCGUCCCUCCUCCUCAGCUUUCUGAGUGCUGGGAUCAUGGCUGUGAACCAGCACACCCGACACCACUCUGUUCGUUUUGCAGAGUUGAGGACUGAACCCAAGGCCUUGCACAGCCAUGUUGAGUGAGGAGUGAGAGCAAGUUCAGUGUUCAGUAAUCUUAGACAAUAACUAUCAAAUGUUGUUGAGGGAGGAUAUUCCAAGCCUUUGUUUGCCUCUCUGAAAGUUGGCUUAACUUCAUUCAGUUUGUAGGGUUCCAGAUUCCUUUCAUUUCAUCUGUGUAAUUGACGGCCCCGAGGGAUUUCCUUUUUAAAUGGGCCAUGGGUUAAUCCCACAAUUAAUGAGCAGUUUAAGGUGUUCUGCACCGCCCUUUGUGCUUUGGGUUGUCAAAUUGCUGCCCUCUGAGCACUAGGGGCCUCAGAAGCUCAGUGUUUUCAUUCUGAAUACAAAGAUUAGAAGGAGGCACAUUUAAUUUUUAAGAUCCCAUUCAUCUUGCUGAGAAGCCUGGUCCUUGGAAGCAAAGUUUAAUUUCUGAACUACUCUGGAUACACUGAGCAGUGUUUAGAGAGGAAAGGAGGCUCCUUUUGGAAGUUGGAAGUUUUGGCUAUAGAGACUACAUAGCUCAGAGGCUCUAACCACACUGCUCGACCAACUGGACACAGGAAAAGUUUCACAGGAUCAAUUCACGAAGAGGACGCAGCAGUUGUAAAUCUGUAUGUGCCGGAUGUCAGUGCUGGGAAAUACGUAAAAACUACUAACGGGUUGGGAGGGAAGAGAAGGAAUGACACAAGAACAGUGGGGGUUCCAGCACCCCCCUUUCCACAGUGGGUGGUAGGUAGGUCAUCUAGAUGGAAGUCCAGUGAAGAAACGCUGAACUGGACGUGCACACUGGUCCACAGGAGCCUGACAGUCUGCAAAGUGUUCCGGUCGACAGCCACACGAUGUGUGUUCUUCUUGUGGGUGUAGAGCACUUUCUAUAAUAGACCCCAUGUCAAGCCACGAGAUAAGUGCACAUUUAGGAAGCAGACAUCAUGUCCUGCCUUGUGUCACCGUGAUGGUGUGAGACUGGAGGAUAGAUGACUAUAUGCAAAUUCAGAGAAUUCAAAAUGGAAACUAAACAUCUUAAGCCAGAGGAGCCUGGAGACAGGCUCCAUAACCUACCGUAUGGAGCACAGACAGGCCUAGGGAGGAGGACUCUCGAGACUAUAAAUGCCUGUAUUAACAAAGGAAGAUGGCUGGCAGCUGAGUACCACACAGCAGGGAGCUGACAGAGCAAACAGCCCAGGGUUAAGAGGAGCAGUGAAGUAAGGAACCCAGUGAGAAAGCUGCAGAACAAAUCAAGAAAUGAUGGCUCGGUUUUUCUUAAAGGGAAGAACAUUGACAAGACCAAGCUAGACCAAGAAGAGAAAAGGCCCUGAGUAGGAGCAGAAGAGAAAGCAAAGGCAUCAUAAUGGGUGCCGAAGAACGGAGAGGGUCACAGGGCGCUAUGAAGGAUUACACGCCAAAAUCUCCGCCUCCGGGAGGGGGUACGUUUCUGUAAGCAUGCACCCACCGAGACCUGAUUAGACAUGCAGCAAGUGCACUGGAGUAGUAAUUACAGAGAAAAGAGGAUUACCGGGCGUGUGAAGCCAGCCUGGGCUCCAGCGUGAGACCCUGCCUCAACAAUGCAGAUAAGCACACACAUAAACGUGUUAAAAACCCCAGACAACAGAAGCUUCCGUGAAGCAUUCCGAGAGAAGGCGCCCAGGUCGGCACUCAGCCUGGUGUCCUAGCCAAGGGACCCCAAGGAAGCUAUCGGCCAGUAGCACUGAUGGGCAGAGACGAUGCACUCUCAGUAGAGUAAGAGCGAGCAGAAUUAAACCAGCAUCUGCCGGAGCAGCGCCUGGGUGACAGAGCUGAGGGAUAGCACCCACUCCUUCCGCAUCCGCUCAGCAUCAUGCUGGGAGUACAAACAAGAACAAUUAGGAAAACGGUAUGAAAGGCAUCCGAACAGAGAGGAGUUAGUUAUCACUGUCUGCAGGUGACAUGCUCCUGUGUCCGUUAAAAAAACAACAAAAAUCCUCAAGAUUUCACCAGUUAGUUUUAGAAAUGACAAAAGGGGAAAGAGUUCAGAACAUGAACCAGAACACAAAACUCGAUUCAUUUCUUUAUACCAAUAAAGACAGUGCCUGAGCUGAGAUGGCGUUGUGCACCUGUAGUCCUAACCUUGAGAAAGCUGAGGCAAGAGCUCUUGAGUUCCCAUCCAGGCUGCAGGCCACCCUUGUUUCACAGUGAGAGUCUGCCAGCCGACUUAGGUGUCCAUCGGAGCAUGUCCGCUUUGCUACGGCACUCUGCUGAGGCUCCGGUCAUGACUUUCUGUGGGUUUGGUCAGGGAUUAUAGUGAUUAUUUUGUCUAAAUACAGUACUCUCCCCCUCCUUUUUAAACAGAUUUAGCUCACUGCAGGAAGUCAGUGGGCUGGACAGUAGCUAGAGUACUGCCUAUGGCUGCAUCUCUGUGUUUGAGAGCACAAACCUCUUGACAAUACUGCGGGCUUUUAAACUUUUUCAUUUUAAUUUCUUUGUAGCCUCUUUGGCGCCGUAUACAUAUUAGAUGUUGAAUAAGCACCGUUUUGCAAAGUACAUUGUUCCUCUUGGAAACGAUUUAGUUCAUAGGAUUAGGACUUAUUCCAGUGGCCCUCUAAGGAUUUUGGCAGGGUGACUUGUCCAGUAAUAUGAUUGGUUGUAGCAAAACACCCUUUGCAGGAGGACGCGGGAUUAGAGGAAUUGUGUCCGGUGUCUUGCCUCAGGAAAGAGCUCAGUAGAGUAGGAUCAUUCCAGAAAAGUAGAAAUGGCCAGAACCGGAUUUAAGGUCUAGUUCAGGUGGAGAGAGAGAGAAGAGGAGCCGUCGUAGUGUGAGCUCUGGGGUGCUUCUGUGUGGCUUGCUGGGGAAGUGCAAAGGCUUGUUUGUAUCCGUUCAUAGGGCACUGGAUACAUGCACCGUAAUCUUGGAAGCUAGUAGAGUCCAUCACCCAGUGAGCAACUGGGAUAACAAGCGGGUGCUGCUUGUUUCAUUUUCUCGUUUCCGGAUUUCUUUCCAGCGCAGAGUGGGAGCGUAUCAAGGGAACGUUUCCACAGAGAUUUAUGCUCUGCAUCGGGAGAGAAAGCAUGGAGGACGAGGACAAUCUACCUAAGAUGUAGGUGUGGGCUGCUCCAAGAGUUGUGCUCAAGUGUCUUUAGCAGUGGCCUCAUGUAGGGGUUUGACUUCUAGAGUUUAAAGGGUUUCUGAGGAACUCCAUUUCUUUCAGUCUAGGACCCCACAGUGAGGUGCAUCCCUGAGGUGCGUGGGAGUGGAUGGGUAAGUUCUAAUGAAGGACAUCGAUGAUGGUGUGUGUGAGGUUCUCAGUCUACAUCUGGGAAAGGAGUGGGCUUCAAGCCCCAGGUCGUAAAAGACACUUUGGCCUUAGCAUGGCUCACUGCUGUUUCGUCAGUCAUUCAUGUUUGCAGCAUCCCUGUAAAAAGGGAAUCCUGUCUCUGUGCAGACAGUCUUCACAGCAGAGUGUUUAUUGUGCUGGAAUUCCUGACUCUGAGCUGGACAAAUCAUGACCAGACUCAGGGGUAAGAGCUUCCUUUCCCUUCCACUCCCUCAUGAUUUUCUCUACUCUGCUAUUCUGCCUCAUUUUCUCCUUCUGGGACCCUAGUUUCUUAAUCUUAAGUGUUUCUGAGGCUGAACUCUGUUUUUGUAACCUCUGCACAUCUAAAGGAUGGAGAACCAGGGGCUAAAUGUUAUAAUAUGUCUGGUCUAGGGGAGGCCCGAGAUGGUCCCAUCACAGGGAUGAGAGGAGCCUCACCUAGAAGGGACUCUAGGAUGUAAAGCCAGGAUGUAAAGUGUCGGCGCCAGCACCGACACAGUACCGAGAAUCGGGCGAAAGCCUACAGGAUGAAAGAAACACACACACACACACACACACAGGUUAUCAUGUCAAGCCAGGAGAGGAAGAGAGGAAGAGAGAGAGAGAGAGAGAGAGAGAGAGAGAGAGAGAGAGAGAGAGAAAGGAAGAGUGAGAGUGAGGAAGAAGAGUGAGAGUCUCCUGUAGCUUUAUUCACCACUUAUAUACCCAAGUUCUCCAGGUAGAAAAUAUCUGGGAAGCACAGUGGGAAACCCUGGCUCAUGACUUACCUUCGGUAACAAAAGACCGACUUCGAGAUCUGAAUUAAUUAGGGAGAAAUCCGAGAAGACCAGCCUAAAUCUCAAGGAUAAAGGCUGAGGAAGCAAAAGGCAGAAGUAAAUUGACCACCACCCAGGUGUGGCCCAGGUGUGUCGGUUCCACAUGCAUCAGCCGGGCUCAGCAGAGGUCAUGCAGUGGAGACACCGGGUGUUUACUACUUGGUCUUUUCUUCCUGUGCUGUAAAUACAUGGGAGAGGCCUCUGUCCAACAAUCCCAUGACUUCUUAACUGUGGCCAUGCAGUUACAAAGCAGCCAGGCCCAAAUCCAAUAUGGCACUACAGUAAAGACCCAGAAUCUUACCCCACAGAAACAGUAAUCAUGGAAUUAUUUGACCCUAAAAUCAUCACCAAAAUAGGACUUUAAAAAAUUAUCUCGCACCCGAGAACUCUGAUGGUAAGUCAUUGAAACUUGAGGCAAAUUUUGACAUCGAGUUAAAGAGGACUGAGGGCAUCAUUGCCCCAACUUCAGAUGUGUUUAGGGAACUCUGCCCCUUCCUUCUGUUUGUGGGUGGUGUAGGGAAAGUGGGUGCUGUGUUCCAUGGCAUGCUUUUGGGGGCCAGUGCACAGCUGUGGGCCUCAGCUCUUCUAUCCUGUGGACGCUAGGGGUGAACUCAGGUCAUUAUGCUUCGGUGAGCUUACCCGUGAACCAUCACCCCAGCUUACCCGCUCCUCUUUAGGGCUAGCAGAUGUUCUCCCUCCUACUGAGAAGGCCUAUCAGGGGCAGGGUGGGUGUAUUUCAGGGACAGGGCAGGUAUAUUUCAGGAUGGUGGUGUUCAGUUUUUCUGUAAGAUGACUCAGUUAAUUUCUUGUGAUUGGUUCAAACACACAAAUCAUAAACUCUAGGACACCAGCAAUGCAUCGGUGUCUCAUUAAGGAAAAAUCAGCUGGGCACUGAUGGCACAUGCCUUAAUCCCAGCACUCAGGAGGUAGAGGCAGGUGGAUCUCUGAGUUCAAGGCCAGUCUGUUCUACAGAGUGAGUUCCAGGACAGCAGGACUACACAGAGAAACCUUGUCUCAAAAAAACGAAAGAAAAAAGGAAGGAAGGAAGGAAGGAAGGAAGGAGGAAGGAAGGAAAAGGAAGGAAGGAAAGAAGGAAGGAAGGAAGGGAGGGAGGGAGGGAGGGAGGAAGGAAAGAAGGAAGGGAGGAAGAUGGGCUGGAUUAAAUUCUCUACUUCACUCUCCCUGUCUCUUCUGUCCUUGUUGUAUGAGUCCGGGGAUGUUCCUGCUGGAAGUCUGUCUUAGGAAUCUGUCUGUUUCUGAGUAUGUCUGUCCCUGUAUGUGCCCUGUCUUAGGAUUUCCAUUGCUGUGACAAAACACCAUGAUCAAAAAGCAAGUUGGGGAGGAAAGGGUUUACAAAUAAGCUUACACUUUCACAUUGCUGUUCAUCACCAAAGGAAGUCAGGACAGGAACUCACACAGGGCAGGAACCUGGAGGCAGGAGCUGAUGCAGAGGCCAUGGAGGGAGGCUGCUUACUGGCUUGCUCCUCAUGGCUUGCUCAGCCUGCUUUCUUAUAGAACCCAGGACCACCCACCGCCCACAAUGGGCAGGGCCCUUCCCCAUCAAUCAUUAAGAAAAUGCCUUACAGGCUUGCCUACAACCCAGCCUUCCAGAGGCAGUCCCUCAAUCGAGGUCCUCUCCUUCCAGAUGGGUCUAGUCUGUGUGCCAAGAUGACAUAAGGCCACGGCAAAAAAGGGACUGUGCACAGAAAGGUGUCCAAUGGGAAAGGAAUGAAGGGCACUUUAUAGAAAUCUGUCAUAGGCUUUACAAGGAAUGGAAGUAACUGAGUUCACCUGACCCAGAUAACAAUAACCAUAUUGUUUUCAGCAGUAACCAUAUUGUAUCAUAACACAAUGGACUAGUUUUUAGUCAGGCAUGGAAGAAUGCAUAAUUUAACGUUACAGUUAUGCAUUAGCUUGGUCGACUACAUGGAAAAUCCAAGGCAAGUAAAGUUGAUGCAUUGUUUCUGAGAAAGGCAGGUUAAACAGGCUGAGCACACAGUAGGGCAGCACCCUUAAGUCUCAAGUGACCUCAGAGUGUAUUAUUAACACUCUGGCUGUAAGAUCCAGCAAAAAAUCCGGUCUCUCAGAACGUUAAGUUAUUUUGAUAAUAUUGCAUUGCCACACCUUCUAGGCUUAAGAGUAAGACCUCUUGGGCUGCAAAAAAAGACUGAACCAGAAAUGAUAUCAAAUAGCCCAGUAGAAUAUGAGAGAGCCGCCCCAGAGGGGAUCCAGUGGUGGAAUGGGUCCAGUGGAAACGGUCGGUCAUAGUGACUGAGUGGGUGUUAAACCAACAGCAAGGGAAAGACAGCGCUGCAAUCGAAGAUGGAGCCGGAUCCGGCUGUCGACAGAUCCCUAAGUGGAGCAUGCCUUCGUGAGUGAGAGGUUGUGUUUCUCUCAUCUGAAGAGAAUGUUUGUGUCUUCCCUCAGUUCCCUGGUGUAAACAACUUUGUCUUCAGGACGCUCUUGGGGCUGAAAGACUCAGGAAAAGGUUUUAUUCCAGAGGUUUAGGCCAUGACAGCAUUUUCAGUCCUGGGUGGAGUAGACAUCCUACCCUAAGCAAGCCCCAGAUCAUCUGAAGACGGUCUGAUGUCAUUCUGGGCGUGGCGGUGUGCGUCUAACUCCAGCACUGAAGCAGAGGCAGGUGGAUCUCUGUGAGUUCAAGGCCAGCCUGGUCUACAGAGUGAAUUCUAGGCCAGCCGGAAAUACACGGGGAGAUCCUGUCUUCAAAACAGAACAAAACAAAAACCAAAGAUUUAAUUUCCGGUUUCUCACAGGGCCCAUGUCUCUUUUUAAUAGUGGGUUAUGUCAGGGCGGUGGGAUGGCUCUGCCUCCUGGGUUGUUCUAGAUGCAGAACACGCAGGCUGCCACCAUUUGGGUGUGCAGACUUCAUAGUCCUGUUUACCGAAAGGUGAGCAGAGCAGUUGGUGUUCUUGUCCCUGGGCGAGCUGAGACAGGAGUGAGAACUUGUUCUGAUGAUCUGCUGGGGACCGCAGUACCUAUGCGCUCUCUGAGGGCACCAGUCAUUUUUAGUCACCCAUGUCCUUGCUGUGUGGUCCAUUUAUCUCUUGCUUCUGUGUACGAUGGGCUUAGGUUGAAUUCUGAGACAUAGUUAUUAAGCCAUUUCUGUAAUGUCACCUACCAGCAUUGCUCUAGCUGUUGUAGCUUUUACACACCUUGGCCAUCCACGUGGUACAUACGUUAUAUGGUAUAUACCCUAUAUGAUAUAUAUAGGCUAGAUAUAGAAGAAAAUGGAGGGUUGGGAAUGUCCCCGUAUUUUAGGUAAGGACUUCCAGUGCCAGGCUUUAUUAUUGAGCUGUGUACAGACUGAUUUUCGAGGCUUCGGUUGACAGUAACAGAUCCUUUAUCUUUUUUUUUUUUUUUUUUUUUUUUUUUUUGGUUCUUUUUUUUCGGAGCUGGGGACCGAACCCAGGGCCUUGCGCUUCCUAGGCAAGCGCUCUACCACUGAGCUAAAUCCCCAGCCCCCAGAUCCUUUAUCUUUAAGACAUCCCUGGUUACUGCAGAAGUUUAUUUGAAAGGAGGUUGACCAAGACAGAAAACAAAGUCUUCUUAUCAAAAUAGAGCGAAUACGUAUUGUCUUGAAAAAAACCUGCCAGCGUUUCUCUUUUUAGGUAAGAUCUCAGAAGCAAAGUCGGGUUAGUCUUCAUUCUCCAGGUUACCUCAGGAAGGUGACCGGCUAAAGUUCUGUUACAGCAUUGACUCCAGCUAUUUCAGUCUCUCAAGAACGGCGAGGCGCCCCCUGGCUGUCAUGUGUGCUCCAGAGUCUCACUGACUUGACUGGAUGUUGACUAAUGACUAAUGUUGGCAUGAAGAAUCCACACUUACCUGACUGCCAACGUCCCCGAGUGAUUUCUUUAAAGCAGCGUGUCGCCUGGGAGUGAUUUUUAGAACAUUGGUUCUCAAGAAAGUGUGGUGGUUAUUACUGGGUUUUGGAGGAAAAGUGUACAGUGUGUGCUACUGUGUUGGUCACACAGGAACAGUGGCAUGUGAAAUGUGUUACUCCAUGGUUAGAGGACUUUAGACGAUGGUGAAUGCCAGUCACAAAGUGUAGAAGCCGGGACCUCACAGGUGUGGCUGUGUUUGCCAGUUUAGUGGAACCAGUGGUUUGCACAACUUUGGCUUGACUCCUCUGUAGUUUAUUUCAGCACAGGAUAAAAGCUGCACAUGUGAGCUAUGGUGGGUACGAAAACUCCAAUGUCCCGUGCUUUCUGGUUUUCAGGUGUGGAACAAUUUGUCACAUUGGCAAAAACUUGGUGGCUUGAGACAGUGUCUUUUCUUAGUUUUAGAGGUCAGACAUCCAAAAGGAGUCAGGUAGGACAGAUGCCAAGGUGUUGGUAGUGCUGGUGCCUCCAGAAGCCCAGGGAGAACCUGUUUCAUGCCCUUUCUUCCCGCCUGGCAGCCGCUAGUUCUUGUUCCUUGUAGAAUCGCCUUCCGUCCACACCACUCUUUCCUCUGUAGCUGCAUCUUGCCCUGGCGCUCUCUUACAAGGAUGCCAGUGAUCACACAAAUCACCCACACAACUUUCUCAGGACAAAACCUUGACUUUAUCAUAUCUGCUAACAUUAAUGGUUUGAGGGGAUCUCUGCGGGUCAGUAUACAACUUACCACAGUACUCAAGAUGUGUUGAUGUUUUCAUACCAAAUGCUAUUCUAGCCAGGAUUCACUAAACGAGUUUCAUUUAGAAAAGGGGCAUUAUCUUACACUUUAAUAUGAUGCAUAUGCUUGUGUUUGGCUUUUAAUUGACCAUUUUCUUCUGCUAAUUGUGCCAUUAAUGGUUUUCUAAAAGUAAUUCUUUAAUUUUAUGAUCUCCAUUAAACGCCAGAUUGAAAUAGAUCACAGCUCUAGUAAGUCAUUUGGAAGUUUUGAUUUCGCAGUGAGUUUCCCACUUUUUUUAAUGCUUAAGAAACUGACUUGGUGAUACCUGUGCACUCUCAGAAGAGCUACAAACAGAAAGGGCUCUCAGCCCCACCCAGCAUUGACACUGCAUCCCGUAUUUCUCCGUUUCCGCCUGCCUUCCUUUACUACCAAGCCUGUAAAAGUCAGGUAGCACCCGCUACAGGGCUCUGCCUCCUGUGUGGACAGCUCAGUCUUCACGAGUUCCAAUUCCAGGAAGUCUCACCACCGACAGAGGAGCCUGAUGUACGCCCCCAGGUCCGCAUGCUGCCCUUCCCUGGCUCCCGGCAACAGCUAAUCUCUGUCUGGUUGGAUUUGCUUCUUUUGGACACUUCAUGCAAAUGGGAUCAUAAUGUGAGGCUUUUGAUGCCUGGCGGCUUCCACUUAGCAUGGUGUUCACUGCUGAAGAAUAUCCCAGGGUAGAGAGAUGACAUGUCGGAGUGGCAGUCUCUUGGACGGCUAUACUGUCCUUUCUUCACUAACCACUCGGCAAAUGCUUAGGUCGUCCCACGUCUGCACUUGUGCUUUACCACUGCGGUGAGCAGUCGCGAGAUUAUGGGAAAAUGCCUGUUUUCAGCUCUCUUGGGAGACUUGUAGACGCAGCAUUUUGGCUUAUGUGGUAACUUGGUUUAAUAUUUUGCAGAUCCACAUGGGUACUCAUUAUUUUUAAUUUUUUCCUCCUCUUUGAGAACAGGGCAGCAGUGAGUGUUGGGGGGAAAGGGUCUCAGCUCCCUAAUCCCUCCUGAUAUUUAGGUUAAAGCCUGCAGCAAGCUUCCUCUGGACCUGACCAUGCUGAGGUGCACUCCCCUCAGGAGCGCUCCUUUCUUUCAUGCUCAGUGGAGGCUCUCAGCCCCUCCUUCAGCCCCUCCUUCAGCCCCUCCUUCAGCCCCUCCUUCAGCCCCUCCUUCAGCCUCUCCUUCAGCCCCUCCUUCAGCCCCUCCUUCAGCCCCUCCUUCAGCCUCUCCUUCAGCCCCUCCUUCAGCCCCUCCUUCAGCCCCUCCUUCAGCCCCUCCUUCAGCCCCUCCAUCAGCCUCUCCUUCAGCCCCUCCUUCAGCCUCUCCUUCAGCCUCUCCAUCAGCCCCUCCUUCAGCCCCUCCUUCAGCCCCUCCUUCAGCCUCUCCUUCAGCCUCUCCUUCAGCCCCUCCUUCAGCCCCUCCUUCAGCCCCUCCUUCAGCCCCUCCAUCAGCCCCUCCUUCAGCCCCUCCUUCAGCCUCUCCAUCAGCCUCUCCAUCAGCCCCUCCUUCAGCCCCUCCUUCAGCCCCUCCUUCAGCCUCUCCUUCAGCCCCUCCUUCAGCCUCUCCUUCAGCCUCUCCUUCAGCCCCUCCUUCAGCCCCUCCUUCAGCCCCUCCAUCAGCCUCUCCUUCAGCCUCUCCAUCAGCCUCUCCUUCAGCCUCUCCUUCAGCCUCGCCCUCAGCCUCUCCAUCAGCCUCUCCCUCAGCCUCUCCUUCAGCCUCUCCAUCAGCCUCUCCUUCAGCCUCUCCAUCAGCCUCUCCUUCAGCUCCUCCUUCAGCCCCUCCUUCAGCCUCUCCAUCAGCCUCUCCAUCAGCCUCUCCCUCAGUCUCUCCCUCAGCCUCUCCUUCAGCCUCUCCUUCAGCCUCUCCCUCAGUCUCUCCUUCAGCCUCUCCUUGGUGCUGUGGAAUUGUUGGCAUCUUUAGGUGCUUUGGGAGGUUGGAAUGUUUCCAAUUGGUUUACAGUAAGUUCAUGUUUCUCAUCUUUAAAAAAGCAGUGGAGAGGACCAGUGAGGUGGCCCAGCAGGCAAGGCCCUGCUGCUCAGCCAGUGACUUGGAGUUGAUCCUAGAGUGGGAGGAGAGAACCAACUUCCAGAGGUCUUUCCAGAGUUGAAUUCCCAGCAACUACAUGGUGGCUCACAACCAUCUGAACAAACAAGAAACCCAAGGAGUAAUGGAGUAACAACUGAAGUUGUAUACAUUACAUGCUUAUUUUAAAAUUCCUCAUCUUUUAUAUUUUAAGAAAUGUUAUUAUAGUAGGCCUGUGUGUAUGUCUGGGAACCACCUGUGUGGAGUGCCAGAAGAUGGAGCCCAGUCCUCUAGAACUGGAGUUUUAGAUGGUUGUGAUCUGAUGGCAGCUCCCGGGAUCAAACCUGGGUUCUCUGGAGGAGCAGCCGGUGCUCUUAACCACUGGGCCAUCUCUCCGGCCCUUUUGUUUUCUUUGUGAAAAAAAUUACACUUUGUGUAUGUGCGUGUGUAUCUGUCCAUCUGUCUAUAUCUGUGUGUGUGUGUCUGUGGGGGCAGGAACAUGUGUGUGUAGCUGUUUAUGUGUCUGUGGAAAGGAGUGUGUGUGUGUGUGUGUGUGUGUGUGUGUGUGUGUGUGUGUGCGCUCGAGUGUGCACGCUGCAGUGUUCAUGUGGAAGCCAGUGGCUUUCAGGAGUCCAUUUUCUCCCACCAGGUUGAUUCAGGGGUUCAAAUACCAGUGUCAGGCUUGCCCAGAAGUUCUCCACUCUGAGCCUUCUCGACAGCCCUACUUUACAGGGUUUUGUUUUGUUUUGUUUUGUUUUGUUUUGUUUUGUUUUGUUUUGUUUUGUUUUGUGUGUAUGCUGUCUUUUUGUGCCCUAGACCGGCCUUGAACUUGUGAUCAUGUGUGUACCACUUGACCAAGCAAGUCACGUUAUUUAUACAUUUAAAUUGCUAGACAUGUAAAAAUUACUUUAGGUGCUUGAAAAAAAAUUGUGAGAAAAGUGAGCUAAAGUAAAACAUCUCAGAGAUGAUCUUGCAGUCAAAUAUUCCAAGCUUAAAGUUUGGUUGGCUGCCAGGCUCCGAGGGCACAGUGCAGUGCAAUGUCCAGUUCUGUUUCCACACCCAGCAUUGGACUUCAUUCCUGUGCCAUGUUGGUUGUGGCUUAGCUUGAGCUCUGUGAGGCCUGGUUCAAGGUUAUGUUGGGGAAGUCUAGGCUAGACCUUGUCCUAAAGCCAGAGCAUUUCUCCUCCUUGGACUAACCUUUCCCAGGUCUCCGUUGACUGCUCUCAGAGGUCAAAGGGGCUUCUCCUCUGCAUGUUGGUUUCUUAAUGAUCCCAGUGUCUGCAGGCUCUGGAAGGCUGUUGGGCUUUCCCCUUCCUUCUGUUUCUGUGACGUUCACCCUAUGCACAGGUCAUUGUCAUUUGCUCUCGUGCUCCUCUGCUGGUUUCCUCUUCUGCUCUGUGUGUUACCCCAGCCUCACUCUCUGAGCCUCACUCUUCUGAGUAAGAAGCAGGACAACCUGAGGGUUCGUUUCUCCCCUUGUCUUUGAUCUUGUAGUGUCUUCUGUCUGGUGUUAGAAGAUAGUUUACACAACACACACACACACACACACACACACACACACACACACACACAGCAUUUCUUAGAGCUCAUGUAAAAGUUUGUUUAGAAAUGGAAUGGAUGCAGCUGGGCGGUGGUGAUGCUUGCCUUUAAUCCCAGCACUUGGGAGGCAGAGGCAGGGGGAUCUCUCUGAGUGGAGGACAGUGAGUUCCAGGACAGCCAGGGCUACAUAGAAAAACCCUGUCUCAAAAUCAAAGAGAGAGAGAGAGAGAGAGAGAGAGAGAGAGAGAGAGAGAGAGAGAGAGAGAGAAAUGGUAUCACAAAUCUUUUCUGUGAAGUGUCCUGCAGCCAAGCCUGUUGUCAGAAGGUGGAAACAGAG
This is a messenger RNA of Rattus norvegicus (Norway rat), 14979 nucleotides long. The record is from RefSeq and is a predicted model, not a curated record. Lineage: Eukaryota; Metazoa; Chordata; Mammalia; Rodentia; Muridae.